Messenger RNA from Cladophialophora psammophila CBS 110553, 2070 nucleotides. RefSeq lists its product as uncharacterized. Lineage: Eukaryota; Fungi; Ascomycota; Eurotiomycetes; Chaetothyriales; Herpotrichiellaceae. Bases 1 to 2070 code for a protein of 689 amino acids. The record is from RefSeq and is a predicted model, not a curated record. Gene Ontology annotation, molecular function: NAD+ poly-ADP-ribosyltransferase activity. The transcript is spliced from 3 exons.
AUGGUUCGAAUCAAGCAGCCUUCACAACCUACUAUCCCUGCGCUGGACGGCGUUGCUAUCAGCUUCGCUGCGUACAACCCCAGCGCGCAUCCUGAACUGUCACACAAAAGUGUCGCCGAACUGAAGACUGACAUUUUCGACUGCGGCGGUUCUUACACGACGUCGCCGAGCCAGUGUACCCACCUGAUCGCCACUCGCACACAGUUUGAUAGGAAACUCGGUCGUAUUACUCAAGCCCAAAAGAACCCUAAUACGCUUGUUGUCGCUUACGAAUGGCUGGCUGCGUCUCUGGCCUCGAGUGUACCGGUUGACAUUGAGCAAUAUCUACUCAAGGAUUCACCAACAAAUGAUGACGAUGUAGCGAACGAUGACGAGCCUGACCCUCCUCAAAAAGCGGCGGCCAGGUCGCUAAAACGCUCUAGGAAAGAUGACGACAAUGAGGAUGAUCUCAAACCGACCAAAAAAACCAAACCAUCUAAACCAGCCGAUCUGCCUAACCCGGCCUUAGCUAUCAAAACGGUCCAAGUUCCAGUGGAUCAGUUUGUCAUCUGCGCUUCACACUACGCCGUUCACGUGGACGACAGCGGCACGAUUUACGACGCUACGUUAAACAAGUCUGAUGCAAAAGUGAACAACAACAAAUUCUACAGAUUACAGCUCUUGAACAAGAGAAAUGAAUUCUACACUUGGACACGCUGGGGUCGUGUGGGUGAGAAUGGUCAAAGCAAGUUGCUCGGUGACAGCUCCCUUGACGAUGCACGUCGGUUGUUCGAGAUGAAAUUCAAAGAGAAAGCUGGUCUCACUUGGGAAAAUAGGGAUGCACCGUCCAAGAAGGGCAAGUACGCCUAUCUCGAAAUCAACUACGCAGAUUCAGAGGACGAGGCUGAGAAGGCCGCCGUGCAAGUCAGGCCAAAAGAUGAGUCUCCCAGGAAAGAAAAGGUCUUUGCCGAGAGCAAACUCGUGCCACCGGUCCAGCGUCUGAUGGAACUUAUCUUCAACCUACAAUUCUUCAAUAACACCAUGGCUGACCUUAACUACGACGCGAACAAAAUGCCUCUUGGGAAGCUUAGCAAGAAGACUCUCCUCAAGGGUUAUGAAGUCCUCAAAGAGCUGGCCUUGCUCAUUGCCGACCCUUCUGCUGCCACAGUCAUGGGAGAGUCACAAGGUCAAGCCGUCAUGGACAGAAGCAAUCAGUACUUCUCACUCGUGCCACAUGUCGUUGGUCGCCGAUCUCUACCCAUCCUCAAGGAUAUGGAUUCCAUUAAGAGAGAAAUUCAGCUCCUAGAGACGUUGACGGAUAUGCAAUUGGCCAAUGAGAUCAUUAAAUCCGCAGCGGUCGCGGAACACAAGUCUCUUCACAUGCUGGACAGACAAUACCAAGGACUCGGCAUGAAAGAGAUGGUUCCUUUGGGUCAAGACAGUCAAGAAUUCGCCGAGAUUUUCCACUACCUUAAUAAGUCAACUGGUAGCACCCACGGCGUCACGUACGCAAUCCAGGAUAUCUUCCGCAUCGAGCGCAAUGGUGAAGCUGACCGACUCGACAAGUCGCCGUACGCAAAUCUCGGUUCAAAGAGUGAUCGUCGCUUGCUUUGGCAUGGAUCACGCGUCACGAACUUUGGUGGUAUCCUCAGCCAAGGUUUGCGGAUUGCACCACCAGAAGCCCCGGUAUCAGGCUACAUGUUCGGAAAAGGGGUCUAUCUUGCGGAUAUGAGCUCAAAAAGUGCUGGCUACUGUGCAUCAUACAAUAGUGGCGGGAAUGGCUUGCUCCUUCUUUGCGAGGCUGAGCUGGGCACCCCGCCUCUGAAACUCACACAUGCCGAUUCCAACGCCGGGGACCGCGUCAAGGAGAACAGCUGCAUUUCUACCUGGGGUGUGGGUCAAACCGGACCUUCAAUCUGGAAAGAUGCUAGCUGCAUUCACCCAAGCCUGAUCGGUAUUAAAAUGCCUGAUGUGGUCAAUCAUCCGCCGGGUCCGACUAAUGAGCCGAAUGCAUAUUUGCUGUACAACGAAUACAUCGUUUACGACGUAUCUCAGAUCAGACUCCGAUACCUUUUACGAGUCAAAAUGUGA